Molecule: messenger RNA, 1962 nt
Organism: Fusarium musae
Lineage: Eukaryota; Fungi; Ascomycota; Sordariomycetes; Hypocreales; Nectriaceae
Exons: 4
Coding region: 1-1962 (653 amino acids)
Source: RefSeq, a predicted model, not a curated record
AUGUCCACCCGGAGAAGCGCCAGGCUCCACGCUUUGCAGGACCGGGUGCCUACAAGCGCCCAAGAUGACUCCGGCACUGACAUGCCUAGCAAAACAGGCAAGCGUAAAGGAACAGUGAGCAAAUUGCACGAAAAGCCCCUCGUCAUCAGCAAUGCGAAAAGACACGUCGCCAGCAAGGAUGGAAUGCCAGCUACAAAGAAAGCCAGGGUAGAAACUAGUUGUAUGAAGGCUGAAGAGUUAUCCGCGAAGUCACCAACGAGUACAACGACCGACCUUCUUUGGUCCUGUCCACGAGAGAUUCUGAACUUGAUUUUGGACCAUCGAAGUGCUGAACGCAAUCAGAUUGAGGAUACUAGGACGCUCGGAAGACUUUGCUGCACAAGCAAGAGUUACUUUGCCAUGGUUGCACCUCGACUCUACGAGCGCGUUAAUAUCUCCGUAGCGUAUCACGCUCAUAUUCCGAAGUUAAUCCGAACUCUUGAGCCUUUUCUCUCUAUUAAUCAAAGAAAACAACUCAGGAAGAAGGGCCAGUAUCGAGGCCAACAAGAAAGCUUCCCCAACGUUGUUGAUCCUCAAAAGAAGCCUCGUUUUGGGGAGUACGCCCGCCAAGCCUGCCUUUUCAUCGGCGACCCAGGAAGAAAUCACAAGUACAUUGUAAAUCGAUAUGUCGAGGAAGCUCUGAAGAAUAUGCCCAAUCUUGAGGUCGUCGAAACCUCUAGCAUCACAGAAUCUAUCUCUAAGAGUCUAGCAAGCCAAAAGAAUUUGAGAGCCUUGAACGUUUCUGCCGGAAACUUGGGAGAAAGCGAAUCCAAACCGCUAGCGAAAAUCAAAGAUCUCAAACACUUGGCCAUUCAUCUGCUCGGUUUUGCUAGCCCCAACUUCCGAAAAGACAAUACUCCAUUAUCUUUGAUUCUCAAUUCUAGAACAACCCUUCGGAGUCUGGUCAUAGAGACUUUAUCGUUCAGCUCUGUGUUCUUGGAUGACUGGCCGAAAGGCAAGAGCCUUACCUCGCUCAAAUCGUUGUCUCUUACGGGAGCUACUAUUGAUGAAGAAUUUUUGAGCGCUCUAGCAAAUGCUGUCGACUUUGUUGCGCUGGAAGAAUUGAAGUUUGGCUAUCUCUCACAUGACCCGAAAAUAUUGUUUCAGUAUCUUAGCGAUGUCUUCUCGAAGACCCGAGAUAACCACAAGUCCAAAAUCAAAAUGCGCAACUUGAGCAUUGAAAUGGGAAAAGAAACUCCUUUCGCGGUACCUGAGGAGCAAGAAGCGCACGUUGACGCCAGAAUCGACUUUAUAUCGUCUUUCGACACUUUGACUUGUCUGGAGCUGCAUGACUACGGCCAAUACCGUCAAGAGAUCACGGUCAAUCCUGGUCUGAAGAGCUCACUCGUCAGAGCUAUUCUCAAACAUGAGAACCUGACCAAGCUGAAGAUAUCCUACAGAGGUGUCACGAGUGGCUACAAAAUAACGUCCUUGGAACCUGAGACGGUCUCGACUCUGGUUGAUAAUCUUCCAGAGUUGAAGGUGUUUGAGUUUAUUCCAGAACCGACCAAGCUGGCAGAAAUUGCUAGAAUCAUAUGCCGUGGCCGCAACCUGACAACCGUCACUCUUAUUACCGGCGGCUCAUGGUCGAGCCUAGCUCAAAAUCAGGAGAAGGGCUUAGAGCUUCUGCAUUCAAUCUUCGACCAAGUUCUGAAGGGCGAUGCGAACAACGACGUGGGAGUUUUCAAAUGGGAAGACCAUAGCAAGAUCACUCGCGUGGCCAUGGAUUGGAUGAUAUGGGAAAUCGGAUCGAAACUCGGCAAGGCCAAAAAAGGAAUGAAAAAGGCCAAGAAGAUGAGCGUUGCAGUUGGAAAGCAGAAGCGGGAGGUCUUGUAUCGUGAUAUCGCGGAUUUCAUUCGCGUCCCUCUUCUCAAUGGGCUUGGGAGCAAAUGGGUAGACAAGGUUAAGAACGAUAUCGAAUAA